This is a messenger RNA of Carya illinoinensis, 933 nucleotides long. Its product is annotated as cyclin-dependent kinases regulatory subunit 1-like. The record is from RefSeq and is a predicted model, not a curated record. The transcript has 4 exons. Gene Ontology annotation, cellular component: SCF ubiquitin ligase complex; cyclin-dependent protein kinase holoenzyme complex. Lineage: Eukaryota; Viridiplantae; Streptophyta; Magnoliopsida; Fagales; Juglandaceae. The coding region runs from base 208 to 474 and encodes 88 amino acids. Gene Ontology annotation, molecular function: ubiquitin binding; cyclin-dependent protein serine/threonine kinase activator activity; histone binding. Gene Ontology annotation, biological process: regulation of mitotic cell cycle.
AAAAAUCCACAAAUGUAAAUUUCCCAUAAAACCUGCCUAUUCCUAUCUCGCCACUUUUUCAAUUGCCAAUCGCUUUCUCGCCAAGAAUAAACAAUCGCUCUCUAGGCUCUGCGUUCCUUCUGACUUCUUUCGUUCCCUUUCUAAGUUCACGAUUUUAACUAUCGAGUUAGUUGGUUUUUUCGGAGCAAAGCCUAACCGGAGUGAGAGAUGGGUCAGAUCCAGUACUCAGAGAAGUACUUCGAUGACACUUACGAGUACAGGCAUGUUGUGCUUCCUCCAGAAGUUGCAAAAUUGCUGCCCAAGAAUCGCCUCCUCUCUGAGAAUGAAUGGCGUGCGAUUGGGGUCCAGCAGAGCCGUGGGUGGGUCCACUAUGCAAUUCAUCGCCCGGAGCCACAUAUCAUGCUCUUCAGGAGGCCUCUCCACUAUCAGCAGCAGCAGGAGAAUCAGGCUCAGCAGAACUUGCUUGCUAAGUGAUCAUCGUUUCAUGCAAGUUGCUUUUCAUAUCUUCAAGUGAAAUGAAUGAAUGACUAAGGAUUAUGGUUUUUGGAUGUUUGAACUUGGCUUCGUGUCUGUAUCAAUAAUUCUCCUAUUUGGGGAAUUUUAUAGUUUUAAUUGGCGCUGCAUAGAAAUAUGUUAGUUUACCGCUGGUUUACUUUAUAGUGUGGGUUUUGUUUCAUUGGUGGGUUUUUAAUUAUGUUGUUUCUAUGCACUCUGUGGUUUUGGUCUUUCUCAGCUGGAGACAACAAGCAAUAGAAUUGUGUUUUUAUGCUUCUAUUGUUGUUUUUGAACUUAUUUCUACACUAGGUGGUUCGUAUAUGGCCUUUGUGUAAAAAUUGUGUUUUAUUUCUUAUUUUUUUGCAGAACAAUUAUUGUAACAUUAAAUUGAUUUUGAGGAAAUUUAAGGGCAAUGGUACUCUGGUUCAGAUUGACUCA